Molecule: messenger RNA, 2602 nt
Organism: Hevea brasiliensis (rubber tree)
Lineage: Eukaryota; Viridiplantae; Streptophyta; Magnoliopsida; Malpighiales; Euphorbiaceae
Product: GTP cyclohydrolase 1
Exons: 2
Coding region: 724-2157 (477 amino acids)
Biological process (GO): tetrahydrobiopterin biosynthetic process; tetrahydrofolate biosynthetic process
Cellular component (GO): cytoplasm
Molecular function (GO): GTP cyclohydrolase I activity; GTP binding; zinc ion binding
Source: RefSeq, a predicted model, not a curated record
GGACGGGGCCACGGCCUAUCUAUUUAUCAUAAAAUUUCCAAACCGCAUUUUUCCAGAAGGAAGAGAAUCCAUGUCAAGAUUUGCAAAAGCAAGGAUUAAGAAAGCAGAGCGAGUCUCUCAGAUCCUGGUCUCGCCUUCAAAGAUUCAAGAAGAAAAGUGCUGAGCCUUCAAGUGGUGCUUGGUAGUUGGGACUUACAUUUUGAUAAUGAAAGGAAACCUAUAGUAUUAAAGGAUCCACAUAUUCCAUUGAUCAAUAGCUACCCUACGUUUUGCUUCCACCUUCCUUAUCCCCUCCUCUCUCUCUAAGCCAUGCCUCUUUGCGCUUAACAUUUACACACCUUUUUUCUUCAUCAGGCUUUCCAUUUUUUUGUUACCCAUCUUUGUUUUGUUCUUGCUCUUCACCAGGGUAGCUCAGAUUUUUAAUUUUCUUAUUCAUUCAUUGCUAUGUUUUGCUUCCUUUUCGAUUUAGAUUUAUUUUUCUGUGGCCCUUAUAUUUGUUUUGCAUCUGGGAAUCUUUAAACUUUGAAUUUUAUCAUCUACAUCCCCUCGUCCCAAACGCGUGAAGACUUUGUUUUGGUGCUUUGGGCACUUCAAAAUUCAAUCGCUUUUCCUGUUCCCUUGUUGGAUUUUGGCCUCCAAGAAGCUAUUUGAUUCCGUAACUUCUGUUUUAUUCUCUUCUUUGGGAUCUGUACUGCUAUUGUUGGUGGGAUUUUCGGUCUGUCAAUGGGUGCCUUGGAUGAGGAGCAUUUCAAUGUGGAGCUUGAGAAUGGUGUGAAAUUGGAUUGCCUUGAGCUGGGUUUUGAAGAAGAACCAGAGACUUUAGCUAUUGAGAAUGCUGUGACAGUACUGUUGCAAGGUCUUGGCGAGGAUAUUAAUAGAGAAGGUCUCAAAAAGACGCCGCUUCGUGUUGCCAAGGCCCUUCUCCAUGGAACCAAAGGUUAUAAACAGAAGGCAAAGGAAAUUAUUCACAGUGCAUUAUUCCCUGAAGCUGGUUUGGAUAAUGCAGUUGGUCAUGCAGGAGGAGCUGGUGGUAUUGUUAUUGUUCGAGAUCUUGACCUCUUCUCAUACUGUGAGUCUUGCCUGCUUCCCUUUCAGGUUAAGUGUCAUGUAGGUUAUGUCCCAUCUGGUCAGAGGGUUGUAGGAUUAAGCAAGCUAUCUAGAGUUGCUGAUGUCUUUGCAAGACGACUCCAGGAUCCGCAGAGAAUGGCAGAAGAAAUCUGUUCCGCUCUGCACCAUGGGAUCAAACCAGCAGGUGUUGCUAUCAUACUCCAAUGUUUACACAUCCAUUUUCCAAAUUUAGAGUCACUUUUGCUUGACUCCAAUCACCAAGGAUGGGUAAAGGUACUGGUCCGAUCAGGUUCUGGUGUUUUUGAAAAUAAAAAUGCUGAUAUUUGGUCUGAUUUUUUGAGUCUUCUGAAGUUCAGAGGUAUAAAUUUUGAUAAAAAUCAGAUGAAAGACUCUAUGGAGCAAUGUUGGUGUCCAUCAAAAUCUUCUUUGAGUGCUAAAAUUUCAUCCAAGAUUGAACCACCAAACCCUGGAAUGGUCACUGCAGUGACAUCACUACUCAGGUCUUUGGGAGAAGAUCCAUUAAGGGAAGAGCUUGUUGGAACUCCUAAUCGUUUUGUGAAGUGGUUGAUGAACUUCCAGAAUGCAAAACUGGAGAUGAAGCUGAAUGGCUUUGGUUGUGGCAGGAUAGAUACUCUUAAAGCCAAUGGUGAUAUCGGCUAUAACAAAGAACAGAUACAUUCUGAGCUGAACUUGUCACUCUGGUCUCAGUGUGAGCAUCAUUUAUUACCCUUUUAUGGCGUUGUGCACAUUGGUUACUUCUGUUCUGAGGGAUUCAACCCCAUUGGAAAAUCUCUUCUACAGUCAAUAGUGCAUUUUUAUGGUUUCAAGCUGCAAGUGCAGGAAAGGCUUACCAGGCAGAUUGCAGAGACUGUUUCAUCGUUUUUAGGUGGAGAUGUGAUUGUAGUUCUGGAGGCUAACCAUACUUGUAUGAUUUCUAGAGGUAUUGAGAAGUUUGGAAGUAAUACGGCUACAGUUGCUGUACUCGGUCGAUUUUCAACAGAUCCUGCAGCAAGGGCAAUGUUUUUGCAGAGCAUUCCAAAUACUACCACUUCUGGAGUGUAUGCAGAUGGUAAUAGUCUUCAGAAAUAGUUCCAGUCAUUUUCUUCACGUUUUCUUGGUCAGUUAUUAGUUUGCUGUGGUGCCAGUAUAACAGAGAAUCAUUUUAACAUCGUUUUGUCCAUCACUGGAGCACAUUUUGAUGUGUUCGCCUUAGAUUUAUGCUGUUGGUGCGGGAGUUAUGAUCAAAAAAGAAAAAGAGCUACUAAGAUUAUCUCAAAAUUUUCAUCUUCUCAUUACAAGGGUUCAUCAUUACUUUUGCAGCACAGUUUUUUCCACCUCGCCUAUUGAAUUUUAGAAGGUUCAGAAGCAUUUAUACCAGUUCAUCACAUGGGAAAAAAAAAUGAAACACCAAUGUUUUCUGUUUUUUACCCCAUUAAUGUAUUGGAGGUCCAUGACACCAUGAAAAAUGUCUGACAUUUGACAGAGAGUUGUCUACAAUAUUAUCCGAAGUACCUGCAGAAAUGCAGUUUCAGAA